CAAUCCGAAUUUAAAGAGUCUCAAAUACAGCAUUUCUUAGAAAGGAUAAAGAUUCAAGAUGAACAAAUUGCAAAACUGGAUGAAGAUGUGCUACUUUUGCACAAAUCCGUUGAUACUAAUACAGUGUCUAAAGAAGCUCUGACAGAGCCAGAAACGAAAUCUGCUUAUCAGACAUACUCAAAAAUAAACAGUAGAUCUGUUGAGACACAAACAGAUCUAGAAGUGAUUCCGGUUAAGGAUAACAAACAAGAGCUGGUUAACAUUAAGUGUGAUUUGCUGAGAGCGCAGGAGGUUUUGAAAGAGAAAGAACACGUUAUUGAUCAGCUGAAGAGUAAGAUGAAGUGGCACUUAGCGUUAUGAUUUCACCAUCAUUUGGAACAGACUUUGAUGGAUCUUCAGCUUCUUUGACCAAUUUAACUUCAGUACCACCCUGCACGUCAUCUCCUGAGACGUUGUCUUCAACUUCAAUUCCACAUUCUGAUAACGAAAUUCCUUCACUUUCAUUAAGAAAUUCUUCAAUUUGGUGAGAAUGAGAUGGCGAUUAAUCUAUUCAGGAAGCAAAUCGGAGACAAGCAAAGUCAAAUUAGUUUUUAUGAGAGACACAUCGUGGAAUUGCAAAACAAGAAGGAUGAAAUAAUGAAUUCUAGUGGUGGUGCCGGAGGUGACAAUAUUUCUGUUGGCACCGAAACUCAAUUACAGAAUGAACUUAUAGCGCUGAAGGGUUCUAUAAAGGAUCUUCAAGACAGACUAAGUUCAAAAGAUGAAGAAAUUAUAAAGUAUCAAACGCUAUUGAAAGUCGACAGAGACAAGCAUAGUUUAGCAGCUGCAAGUUUGCAAGAAGAGCUACAAAAGCUGAAAGCCUGCCUUCUGGAGGAAAAGCAUAAGAAUGAAAGUCAGAAAGAGACAUUUGCAAAACAGCAACCCAAUAGAGCUGCUUUGGAACAGUAUAUUUCACAGGUGCAUGCACUGGAAAAGCACACCUCAGAGUUGCAUACCAAGAUAUCAAGCUUGGAAGCCCAACUUCAAUCCAGCAGAGAAGAGAACGUGAGGUGGAUGUCUUUGGCCAAUGACAGACUCAAAGCCAUGGAGGAACUGCGAAACAGGUGA
Molecule: messenger RNA, 1107 nt
Organism: Acanthoscelides obtectus
Lineage: Eukaryota; Metazoa; Arthropoda; Insecta; Coleoptera; Chrysomelidae
Source: the annotation of a GenBank genome assembly